AUGAAUGGAACGGAAGGCAUCAAUUUCUAUGUGCCACUCUCCAAUAAAACAGGGCUGGUGCGUAGCCCCUUUGAAUAUCCUCAGUAUUACCUAGCUGAACCCUGGAAGUACAAAGUUGUGUGCUGCUACAUCUUCUUCCUCAUUUUCACCGGGCUGCCCAUCAACAUCCUCACCUUACUUGUGACCUUCAAACACAAGAAGCUACGGCAGCCUCUCAACUAUAUCCUGGUUAACCUGGCAGUAGCAGACCUCUUCAUGGCCUGUUUUGGCUUCACUGUCACCUUCUACACAGCAUGGAAUGGCUACUUCAUUUUUGGUCCCAUUGGGUGUGCCAUUGAGGGCUUCUUUGCAACGCUGGGAGGUCAGGUUGCUCUCUGGUCCCUGGUUGUCCUAGCCAUAGAACGGUAUAUUGUCGUCUGUAAACCCAUGGGCAACUUCCGCUUCUCUGCCACCCAUGCCUUGAUGGGCAUUUCUUUUACUUGGUUUAUGUCCUUCUCCUGUGCAGCUCCACCUCUCUUGGGUUGGUCCAGGUAUAUACCUGAGGGGAUGCAAUGUUCCUGUGGUCCUGACUAUUACACUCUCAACCCUGAUUACCACAAUGAGUCCUAUGUCCUUUAUAUGUUUGGCGUCCACUUUGUUAUCCCUGUGGUUGUCAUCUUCUUUUCCUAUGGGCGACUCAUAUGCAAAGUUCGAGAGGCAGCUGCUCAGCAGCAGGAAUCUGCCAGCACUCAGAAGGCAGAGAGAGAAGUUACUCGCAUGGUGAUUUUGAUGGUGUUGGGAUUCCUCCUUGCCUGGACCCCCUACGCAAUGGUAGCAUUCUGGAUCUUUACUAAUAAAGGGGUAGACUUUUCUGCUACACUCAUGUCAGUGCCUGCCUUCUUCUCAAAGAGUUCCUCCCUCUAUAAUCCCAUCAUCUAUGUCCUCAUGAACAAACAGUUCCGUAAUUGCAUGAUUACCACAAUCUGCUGUGGCAAGAAUCCAUUUGGAGAUGAAGAUGUUUCAUCUUCUGUUUCCCAGAGCAAGACUGAGGUAUCUUCUGUCUCUUCCAGCCAGGUGUCACCUGCAUAGGCUAUGGACAGUUUGACUUUCGGUGACCUGUCAGAAACUGGACCAAGAAAUAGAAAUGGGCUCAUUCACAGGGUGUCUGAUCCAUAAGAUUUUCUCAUUCAAUUAUUCCCAUAUGCACAAAUGUUGAAUGCCACACACAGACAGACGUGCUCAGUGUAGCAUUCCCCUUUCCAGAUAUCUAGCUAUACAAACAAUGUAUGUAAUCUCCCUCUGUAAUAGCUGACACAUGUUCAUAAGCCUUUGUGCAAACAUUCCUUUGGGUAAAUAGAUAUAUCUGUCUUUACCCCAGAUCUAUAGAAGUCAUGAUGUCCAUCAUGGGCAUAUGAGAUGUUCUGCAUUUCAUUACAAUGGUGACAGUUCUGUCAAUUCAUUCACUUUCUUUUCAGGGACUUAGUUUUUUUAAGAGAACCUUUUUACACAGAGGGAGAUAAAAGCCCUGUCUGCUCAUUUGUACAUGUAAAGAAAAAUAAAUAAAUAAAAUGUCCUUUAGGUUGCUGGAUGCUGGUGAUUGUCAAGGCUGGGGUCAAACUAUUUAUGUGCUUUCGAUUUUGCAUAUAUCUGUCUUCUUUUAACGCAAAAGUUAUAUAUGUGUGAGGCCAAACUCGAUACAUGACGUCUGCAUCAAAGAUGACAUGGGGAACCAGCUUUUCCCAAUCAGCAAUCUUAUAUACAGGCUAUUAGAUGUUCCAAGGGGCCACACAGGGUUGAAGUUUUGAGACUGGGAAAAGUUGUUAGCAGGACAUGUGAAGCACACCUGAAUACCAAUAAGGAAAUUGUCGACCAGGGCUGUGGGUGCAAAGAAGACAGCUUGCUUUCAGUGAGUCUGUUUCCAUCAUACUUCUGUGCAUGAAUGAAUAUGUUUUUACAGAAAUAUGAAUGCAUUAGUGUGGAUAACAAGUGAAACCAUAAUAUUCUACAUAGCUAGCAGAUGGCCUCCUAUGCAUAAUGCUUUUUUUUUAUCAAGAACCUUUUACUAAUGUACACUGUUUGAGCUGUACUUCCAUCACUGACUUGCACACCUUCCCAUUUCUCUUCUAAAAUGGGCUGGAAGAUGACAGCCCUCUUUAGACAGAAGUGAUGCAGGACAACUUUGGUCUUCAGACUUCCCUUUUGUCACUUCACAAUAGAACAAAAAAAGCACCAGGGAAGCAAUGAAAUCACAGUCAAAAACCAUUUUUUACCCUUCAAUGGGUUUUACAACUAAGGAAAUGAUGGAAUUCAGCUUAAAAGCUGGCUUUGAUUUUAAUGCCUCUCAAUUUCAACACAGUGUUGAAUCCCUCUCCACACCACACACAUUAAAACAAGACAAAACACUGGGUAAAUGAUGUCCUGUUGAAAUCCUAUGCAUGGUUGUUAUUUCCCCUAAUAGAUUCACAUUCUGUUUCUGGAAAGUUGCUUUUGGCUUGUAAGCAAGCACUGUAACAAAGGUGCAAAGACAGAUUUCAGAAUCAAAUUUGAGAAUUCACUUAGCAUGUAUAGAAGAUGUGUCCAUCAAAUGGUAUAAAAUGUCAGUUUGUCAUGGCAUGUGAUUUUACUCACCAAUAUUUAGUGAGUUUUCUUUUGUGGUUGGCCAUUUGAUUACACAUAUAAGUUUGGUAUUUCUGAGGGAAUUGUAUUGUUGGAGGAAAACAUGUUAAUCACAAGAAUGUCCCUUCACAUUAAUGACUAAUUUGACCCUUAAGCAACAGACUGAACAGUACUCAUACAUGGACUUUGUAUAUGAUGCCGUCUCUUUUAUCUUGGGUUUGCUGCUGGUGUGAGUUUACUAUGGUCCUUGGAUGUUGUUGGCAAGUUCAAACAAAGAAACCCACUUCCUAUUUGUAUUCUCAGCCGGAAACAGACCUACAGUGAACAGAGUUCCUUCCACAAAAGUCUCUAGUCUAGGUUUUUUUGUACUUUGAAGACUCAUGAAGUGACAAAGUGGUCUAAAUCAAAUAACUAGUCCCACCUAGACUAGGCUUUUUGAAGUAAUGUGAUUUAACAGAUAACUAUUAAUUUACCACUCUGCAGUUGGUUCAAAUGGGUAUGUUGUAGCUGGGAUCAACAAUUAGGGUUAGACCACUACAUGCAGAUCAUGAAAACCUCAAAGAAUUGGUGGACUGGAUUCUUGCCCCUCUUUUUCUUUCUGGGCUGUAUUCUCUGUAUUUCUGAACUUCCACAAGAUUUAAUGGCUAUUGCAAAGGCAUACUCUUGUACCAAUAAAGCAUGGAGCAGUGAAUCCCAUCUGUCCCUGUCCCUGUCACUCUUUCAAAAGCAUCAGUGAAUACAAAGCCCUCUGAGUUGUGCAUUCUUGCUAAAUGUAUGGACCAUGGAAGUCAAUGUAUAUAUCCCUUAUAAAUCAUAAUAACACAUGGAGCUGUGAGAGGAUCUGAGUCUUGCAGCAGACUCUAUAUUUUCAAAAUGGGUCUACAGAUAAUGUUUGGUCUUGGAACCUGUAAAUAUUUGCUUGCAGAUGUUGAAACAGCAAGCUUCACAUCCCUCUCCUACCCUUAUCCCUCCCAAGGCAGAAUAAGUACUUUUUUGCGUUGACUUUUGGUUUAUGAGCCCAACAGACUAUAAAGGCUGGGAUGACUGCUGUGGCAAUCUUCUGUACAUAUUUUAUAAAUAUCAGUAUGAUGACUUUGUAAAGUUGAAAUGUAGAGAUUUGGAAAAAGAAUAAACACCAUGAGCACAAAGGA
Anolis carolinensis (green anole) is the source of this 3746-nucleotide messenger RNA. It is a transcript of the gene rh2, whose product is annotated as RH2 opsin. Gene Ontology annotation, molecular function: G protein-coupled photoreceptor activity. Gene Ontology annotation, cellular component: plasma membrane; photoreceptor outer segment. The record is from RefSeq and is marked validated. Gene Ontology annotation, biological process: visual perception; G protein-coupled receptor signaling pathway; phototransduction. NCBI's taxonomy places the organism in Eukaryota, Metazoa, Chordata, Lepidosauria, Squamata, Anolidae.